This is a messenger RNA of Alternaria burnsii, 1242 nucleotides long. RefSeq lists its product as uncharacterized. The transcript has a single exon. The record is from RefSeq and is a predicted model, not a curated record. NCBI's taxonomy places the organism in Eukaryota, Fungi, Ascomycota, Dothideomycetes, Pleosporales, Pleosporaceae. The coding region runs from base 1 to 1242 and encodes 413 amino acids.
AUGUUUGCCCAAGCCAACCUCCUCUUGGCACUUGCUGCCAGCGCUACUGCGCACAUGAUUAUGGACUACCCAGUCCCUUACGGAAAGGCUACCCUCAACAGCUCUCCUCUCGCACCUGGCGACUUCCCAUGCAAACAACGCACCGGUGUCUACGACGUUACUGAAAUGAACCAGUGGAAUGCUGGCGAGACCAAGACCAUCUCUUUCACCGGCUCUGCUGUCCACGGUGGUGGAUCCUGCCAAUUCUCCAUCACUACUGAUCCUAAGCCUUCGGAGAGCUCGCAAUGGAAGGUCAUUCAGAGUGUCGUCGGUGGCUGCCCAUCGAACGUCACAGGCAAUCUCACGCCCGCUGACCCCAACGGUCACGGAGCCGCUACUUUCCCUGUGCAGAUGCCUGACAGCAUUCCUGACGGCCAGUACACUUUCGCCUGGACCUGGCUUAACAAGAUCGGUAACCGCGAAUUCUACAUGAACUGUGCUCCGAUCCAGGUCGGCAGCGGAUCCGGUGGUGCUUCCACAAAGAGCAGUGCGUCUGCGCUUUCCGCCCUUCCGGACAUGUUCGUCGCCAACUUGCCUGAUACCUCCUGCAGCACUGCUGAGGGUGAGGACUUCAACUACCCCAACCCUGGCCAGAACCUCGUCGAGGGCAACGGUGCCUCGCUCGGAGACACGCUCACUGGUUCUGGAUGCGACCAGAUGACCAAGAUGGGCGCUGGUAACGGACAAAUGGGGUCCCCUACUCAACCUGAAGCUUCGCAACCCGCAGCCAGUGAAGCCCCUGCUGCCACCUCUGGUUACGCCGCACCGCCUGCAUCUAGCGAGGCCCCUGCUGCUACUUCUGGAUACGCUGCUCUCCCCUCUAACGGUGGUGGUGUCUUCGCUCCUGGUGCUUCCUCUGCCCCUGCUGCUGAGCCCACUGCCCCUGCAGCUGCACCUACCCAACCGAGCAGCGUUCCCGAGCAGCCAGCCUACAGCGCAGCGCCUCAGGUCCCCGACAACAGCACUCCCAGUGCCCCCGCCAGCGGCAGUGACUGCACUCCUUGCGACAAUGAUGGCGCUGUUGUCUGCAUUGGCGAGAACCAAUUCGGCCUUUGCAACCGCGGAUGUGCCGUGCCUCAAGCUCUUGCCAACGGCAUGUCUUGCUCUGCCGGAGCUGUCGUUGCGUCCGCUUCCCUCAAGCGAUCACCCAAGUUCCCUCGCGCCCACCUCCACCGCCGCCACGGCUCGUCUCUCUUCGUCUAA